AUAAGUAUAAAAGGUAUUAAUUAUUACACUAAUAUAUCGUCCUCGAGUUGUGCAACGAUAAUAUAGACUUAAUCCUACUUAGAAAAAAACAGAAACGAGAGAGAAAAAGAAAAUAAUAUUAACAAUUUAUAGAGAGGGAGAAAAAAAGUAAUAAAAUUGAAAGAAAAUAAAGCGAAUAAGGAAACGAAGGCAUUUUAACGACACACGUUGGACCAAUUCCGAAGAAGAUACUAAAAUAUACUAACAAUAAAACGAUAGGGAAGCAGACGCUGUACGAGCUUCGAGUUAUUAUCCCGUGGCUGGAAAAAGACAUAACGCAAGAUGCCGCGAUGUUACAUGGUGAAGAAGGCGUUGUGCAACAAGUACAUGAGCAGCGCGGUAAGGAGCUUCGAAUCUUGGGGCCGAAGCAGAACGCCACCGUCACCCGCGCUGCCUGUGAAAAUCUCCGUGCCGUCAUUCGAAUCCGCACAACCGGCCGCCACGACGAACGAUGUUCUACGAGGUGCUGGUGUCGAGACGGUCGAGGAUGACGCGGUGCCGGGUGCGACGGCGACGUCGACGUCAACGUCGACGACGUCGAGAUCCGGCUCCGAUACCUCGGAAUCUCGGGUCGACGAUCCGAUGCCGUCGGUUCCACCGUCCCCGGAGCGGAGAAUACCCUCGACGACGACGCCGACGGCGACGAUAACGACGACAACCGAGAGGCGAGUCGAGGCUCGUCUCCUCCUCGCCUCCGAUCACGAGAUGCCGAUAUUCAGGGACAGAUCGGCGGCCGAAACGGAAGCCGCCCACGACCUCCUGGAGCUUUCGAGAUCGCUGCCACCGCUGCCGACGCCGAGCGUCGUGAUCGGUCCUCACGAGGUCGUCGAGAGCCCGGCAACGGACGUCCAGGAGAUGGCGGUCUACCAUCCGGAGCCCUCGAUUUAUCAGGUGAACGCGAUCGACCUGGCGGGGAACCUCUACCACCCCCAGCCGGCGAGCAUCGUCUACGAGCCGGCGACGAUCGUCCAGCAGACGGUGGGGGGCGUCUUCGUCCCGCUGUCGCCUGUGCAGGAGAUCCUUUUCGCCUACAGCGAACCCCCGGCACCGGCGAUCGUCUCCGAGCCGCUAGAGGCGCCACCGUUGACGCCACCGGCCUCCGAGUGCAGCAGCGACAUAGAGAACAACAAUCCAAACUCCCAGACGACGAGGGACAAGGAGGUCCAGACGACGAUCGGCGAGCAGGCCGAGGUCAAGGCCGCGGCCUACACCUACGACACUCUCCUCGUCGCCGACGGACGGUCGAGGAACAAACGCGGCGCCCAGCCGAAGCCGCCCCCGGAAGUCCAGGCCGCGGAGGCCGCGGAACCGCCCGAGGCGCCCCGGGUGGGACGGUACGUCUGCUGCGAGUGCGGCAAGCAGUACGCGACCUCGUCGAACCUCUCGAGGCACAAGCAGACCCACCGCAGCAUCGACUCUCAGUCGGCAAAGAAGUGCAUCCACUGCGGGAAGGCCUACGUCAGCAUGCCGGCACUCGCGAUGCACGUCCUCACCCACAAGCUCGCCCACAGCUGCGGCGUGUGCGGGAAAAUGUUCUCCAGGCCCUGGCUGCUCCAGGGACACCUGCGCAGUCACACGGGCGAGAAACCCUACGGAUGCGCUCACUGCGGCAAGGCCUUCGCCGACAGGUCGAACCUCAGGGCCCACAUGCAGACCCACUCCUCGGACAAGAACUACGAGUGCUCCAAGUGCCGCAAGUCAUUCGCCCUCAAGUCGUACCUCAACAAGCAUCUCGAGUCCGCCUGUCAACGCGACAACUGCGAUGACAGCAGCAACGACGCCGACGCACCCUAGACCGGUGUUCUUCAACCUCUCAACCGGUCGCAAGCCAGGUAAAAGGAAGAAGCAAGGAUUGGAGGUCUUUAGGUAUAGUCUCGAUAGAAGGAAAAUUAAAUACGUCGUUUUUGAAAUCACUGACAUAGUUUUAUUGUGGACCUAGGGGGUAGCCAGAUAUUUUUUUUUACUUGUAAAGGGGUCGCGAAUUCAAGAAGGUUGAGAAGCACAGCGGUGUACGUAUGUAAUGUAAUGCUUGUCGACUUAUUGAAAGAGCAAAACUUCAUGCAGUCUUCUUCUUCUGCUAUACGCUGUUUCGGAAUCACACUGCAAUUAUCUACUACACGUAAUAGAGUUUAGGUAACAGAACAGUAAUACCGCGUCUUAUACGCCGUACAAACUGUAGAAAAACGCAACCUAUUAUACUUAAUUUGAUUUUUUUUUUAUUAAAUUUUUCCUCAAAGUUCUUGCAGUGUGUCUAAACGAAAAAUCAAAACCUCAACUAUUCUAUUUCACUCUCUGCGAUAUUUGAUUAACAAAGAAAAAAAAAAAAAAAAAAAGAUGACAAAACUACGAAACGCGUAAUCCUUAACAUUAAAAUUGACGCAUAGAAAAGUAAAAAAAACUAUAUUCUGAAUUCAGCCACCGCACCGUAAUAAAUGCAACUCGUUAAUAGCUCACGAUGCACGAAUAAUGAUUGCUGUAAUAACAGUAAUAAUAAUAAUAAUAUUAUUAUCAACAAUAAUAAUUCGCGACGCACCAGCAAUUAAUUAUAAUUAGCAAGCAGGAUAGUCGAAACGGCUCGAGUGGUUUCAUUCCGCAAGCUCGGCCGACUUGACGGCUGCCCACGUACGGAGUGUUUCUACUUACAGUCAAAGGGAACGCGGAUCGUACGGUCAGACCGCCUGUACAGUACAGUCGCUACUACUGUGACGCAAACGCCGUUUAUUCUUGUCAUAGUCAUGUAAUAGGUAUGUAUCCCCAUCGUAGCUGGAUACGUCUACUAUCUAUCUAUGUAUUAUAUUUACCUAAUAACAUUUGAUUGGUUAUUUAUCGCUAUCGUAUAACGUGGAAUAGUAUACUUUCAAUGUUCGUUCCACAUUUCGCUUCUCGUUAGCACGGUACCUAGUUUUGCAAUGCAGUGAUUGCGGAUAUAAAACUCUAACUAUAUUGCACACGUACUUUAAUCGAUAAAAGCUGAGUGAAAAACGAUUCUAGUCGAACAGUGAUUUACUUAUGAUUCUAGUCGGGAUAUUGUGCUUUCUUUUUACACAAUUUAUUCGAUACAUUUUUUUUACAUUCGACUUUCGUCUAGUCUGUACGACCCUGAGUCUAGUCAAGCGCAAUUAUGCUAUGCCUGUAUUUCAAUAGCAUCAUAUUUGUAUGAUUGUUGUUAUGUUUAAUUUUUACAAUGAUAAAUGACAAACAAAAUGAAACCCAAAACUCGACGUGUGUGUAACAUGAAGACAUACUUAUGAUAUGCGUGAUGUGUGUUACGUGUUAUUCGUAAUAACUAUACACAUGUUUAUUUGUAUAAUUAUAUUGUGUCCAAUUUGUGAUAAGUCGAGAGAAUGGAACAGUCAGAAAGAAAAAAAAAGAAUCACUGAGAAAAGAGAAAAGGGAAAAAAGAAUAAUGAACCGGCUGUAUUAAUGUCUAGUCGUAAUAACACGUUAAUAGCACGAUAGUCUUUGUUACAAUAUCUGUAAUUUAGUUUCAUCGGUUUUUUACAUACGAUAUUACGUAUUAAUAUACCAUAUAUUGUACACACCUACAUAAUACGACGUAUAUCUACGUGCAACAGCGAAUUAAACUAAAUGGUCAAUCAAGAAUUAUUAUAUAAUAAUAGAAUGUAUAUGUUCAUACGAUGAAUCACGGUAAAGGAUAAUAAUAAUAAUAAUACUAUCAAUAUUAGAUGAUAGUGCAUAAUAAUAAUAAUAAUAAUUAAUAAUAAAAUCAAUAAUAACAUUAGUAGUAAUAAUACUAAUAAUAAUAAUAAUAAUAGUGUACAUCGUAAAAAUUGCGAUGUUGGUCAUAUUUUAUCUUAGAAUCUGUACGGAGUUUAUAUUACGUGUAUUAUUAUUAUUAUUAUGAUAUAUUGACUGAUCAGUUUGAAUGAAACUUUCGAGUACUUGUAUUGGUAUUGAGUACCAUCGUGGGUACGUAUUGAAAAAUAGAACGAUGAAAAUGAUGUUUUAGAGUAAAUCUUAUCAUUUUCACACACGUACGAAAUCGUAUAAUACUUGGGCGUAUAAUAUACGGCGAUGAAUUAAUAAUCUCAUAAAUAAUAGCAAGCUGCAGAACUGAUAUUCUUAAACGCAGAUACAAUUUGAUCUGUUUUAGUUUAGUGCAAUAUGAUAGCGAUUUUGUUACUAUUGUCAUUAUUAUUAUUAUUACUAUUAUUAUUAUUACCAUUAUUUAUAAGCGAAUGGACACUAAAGUUGAUUCUGCUAUUUAUAUGUAUAUAAAUUAUAUACAUCAAAUAGAGAGUAUGAGCUGAGUUUCAGAUAAUAAUGUUUUUUCACCGGUGGAUGAAAGUAUACAUUGUUAUAAUUACGUCGCUAAUGAACUGAUGAAACGUACACUAGAAUCGGACAGUAAUUACAUCGAGAUUAUUUCAUUGUUUUACUUACAUGCCCGUAUAUUUAUGUAAUAAUUAAUUCACUGUUGUCCGAAUAAUAUCGUUAAACCGAUUAUAUAAUGCGAGGAAAAGCUGCGGCCUUUGAAAUUAACUGAACCAAAAUCGACGAUAUAAUAUGUGUAUUGUCAAAAAAGAAAACAAAAAAAAAAAAAAAAAAACGUCUAUACGUACAGAUAGUCCACAUCCACGAUAUAGGAAAAACUUAAUUAUCCAAGCUUUGCUUGAAAAAAAAAAUUUGAAAUAAAAGUAAAAAAAAAAAAAAAAACAAAAUAACGAUAACGAUAAUAAUAAUUACUAACUAAAGAAACAUAAAUAAACAAUGCUAAUAAUAAUGUAUAAAACAUAGAGUGUAGAUUAGUGUGAUACAAGGUACGACAAAGCAAUAAUUUAGUGAUUGUAUAAUAUUUGAUCAUCAUAUUAUAUUAUAGUGAUUAGAAUCAUAAGUUGUGGUAAUUUCGCAAAUUAUUAUAUAAAUAUUUACUCAAUAAAUCGUAAAUAUAGUUUUGUAGAAUUUCAAGAUUCAUUUUCACUUUAGUAACAAAAAAUAAAUAAAACAAAAUGAAAUAAAACGCGGACUGUAAUAACGUACAAGGAACCGAGUUCACGUUUCACAUUUAUACUAUUAUUAUUAUACAUAUACGUCAUAUACUCAAGUAUGUCGGACUUUUCACCAAUUUCUCUGCAAGCAAUCCGGGACCAAAUUUAAGUCAAAUAUCUGCAAACCUACCCUGCAUUUCCGCUUGCAAAUCUGUUCAAUGUUUUCAUUGACAGAAAUCUACGGCCUCUGUUCUUUGUAUUUUUCUCUCUAUGAACUUACUUAUUUAGAUCAGAAUUUUUUCAGGUGUUUUAAUCUGAAGACGCGCUUAAUAAUGAAUUGUAUUUUCAAGACCAAUCUUAUCAUUUACAACUCGGCAAAGAUUAUGAAAAGAAAUUACAUUUUUUAUCCUCUUAUCUCUUUCCCGGAUUGUCGACUAGGAAUUGUUGGAUGUGUCAAUAUGAUUAAUUUCUGUAUAGUAUAGGUGCCAAAUUUGUAUGUAUGACAAAACUUGUGCUCUGUAUUGAAUUGAUUUCAAUUCGCGAUUUAAAAAGAAUUAUUUUAGCUGUCAAAUGUGAUCGGACGUAAUAAUUGGAACAAAUUAAAGAAACAUUAAACGAAA
Neodiprion fabricii is the source of this 5608-nucleotide messenger RNA. Its product is annotated as protein escargot-like. Gene Ontology annotation, molecular function: DNA-binding transcription factor activity, RNA polymerase II-specific; RNA polymerase II cis-regulatory region sequence-specific DNA binding. Gene Ontology annotation, biological process: regulation of DNA-templated transcription. Lineage: Eukaryota; Metazoa; Arthropoda; Insecta; Hymenoptera; Diprionidae. The coding region runs from base 322 to 1833 and encodes 503 amino acids. The transcript has 2 exons. The record is from RefSeq and is a predicted model, not a curated record.